Messenger RNA from Gadus morhua (Atlantic cod), 8557 nucleotides. Its product is annotated as rootletin. NCBI's taxonomy places the organism in Eukaryota, Metazoa, Chordata, Actinopteri, Gadiformes, Gadidae. Bases 1 to 6237 code for a protein of 2078 amino acids. Gene Ontology annotation, molecular function: protein binding. The transcript is spliced from 74 exons. The record is from RefSeq and is a predicted model, not a curated record.
AUGAGCUGUGUUGGGGUGCUGCUGGUUGUCCUGCUUCUCCUGGCCUCCGGACCAGGUCUAGCCGGGUCCUCGGGUCCUGGUCAGGCCCAGUCUACGCCCGACCCGGGCCCGGUGGGGGUCCAGGGGGAGGGGGUAGACGUGCUGUUCCUCUGGGACCACCUGACGGGUCUGAAGGACCUGGUCCUCCGGCUGAGCGAGCAGGCGGUGUCCCAGCGGCUGGUCCUCAGGGGCCUGGAGACCAGGGUCCAGGACCAGCAGCUGGCCUCCCUGGAGACCUCGGAGCGGGUCCGGGACCUGGAGGCCCUGCAGGUCCAGGUGAACCUCACCCAGGACCAGGUGCUCGGACUGACCCGGUCCUUGACCAGGAUAGAGGAUCUGGAGGAGCAGAACUCAGUUCUGGAGCCCCGGCUGGACGCCCAGGAGGCCGAGGUGGAUCACCUGAAGAAUAAGAACACAGAGCUGUUGGAGAAGCUGCCCUUCCUGGUGAUGAGGCUAAGAGCGAGCGAGAGCACAGUGGAGCAGCUCAGGAGGAGGAACGCAGUGCUGUCAGCCAGGAUGUGUUCCGCUGAGAAUCAGAUUGAGGAACUCAGGAGACAACGUUCAGUGUUCUCAGUGGUGCGACCAGGAGAUAAUUCUGGGACUUCAGAAGGAAGUGCUAAGAUGGCAGAGUUGCAGAACCGGAUGGACUCCUGCUCUGCCCAGCUGAGCAUUCUCCAGACACAGAGUGACAACCAUACAGAGACACUGGUAUCCAUGGAAACCAGACUAGUUUCCGUAGAGAUGCAUCUGGGUUCGACCUCCAUCCAGGUGGCGCAGCCGUUGGCAGAAAGUACAGGGUCCACUGAACUGUCCGAUUUAAGGAGAAGGAUGAACGAAACCCAGAACCGGUUGGAUCUGAUGACCAGACUUACCACCAGUACACCCACCUCCACCGGUACACCCACCUAUACAGCUGAGCUAGCCGCUGUGAGGGGGCAGCUAAGGGAACUGGACGGCCGGCUAACAGACCAGGAGAGCUCGCGGUCUGCUCUGGAGGACCGGCUAGAUGUCAGUGCGAACGGGACUGAAGCAAUGGAGUCCAAAGCGAGGUCCAAUGAGAGCACUCUGUUGGAGCUACAGAGGAAGGUAUCAGACCACACCUCCCAGCUGCUGAGGGUGGAGACCAGAGUCAACAUCAGCCAAUCCCUGAUGGAGCACCUGGAGACCCAACUGAACAGAGUUUCAGACUUGGAGGCCACAGGGAGCGCCACCAGCAGGCAGCUGGAGGAACUGCAGGAACUGACCAAAGCCCAGGAAGCUGAGCGGGUUGCCAUGGCAGCCAGAGUGACCGCUGGGGAGAGCCGGAGAGAAGCUCUGGAGUCCAGGUUAGAGGCUGAGGAGGCCGCUUUGAAGACCCUGAAGACAGAGGGCUCAGGGUUGGAGGAAGGACUGAGAUCCACACAGAUCCUCGUUGAGGAGCUGCACACCCAGAACAACGGUGAGUCUGCUAGCGGUUCUGCUGACUUCCUGUUCCUUAGCUGCUCUCUGGUGGUUCUUCAAGACCACACCUCCCAGCUGCUGAGGGUGGAGACCAGAGUCAACAUCAGCCAAUCCCUGAUGGAGCACCUGGAGACCCAACUGAACAGAGUUUCAGACUUGGAGGCUACAGGGAGCGCCACCAGCAGGCAGCUGGAGGAACUUCAGGAACUGACCAAAGCCCAGGAAGCUGAGCGGGUUGCCAUGGCAGCCAGAAUGAACGCUGGGGAGAGCCAGAGACAAGCGCUGGAGUCCAGGUUAGAGGCUGAGGAGGCCUCUUUGAAGACCAUGAAGACAGAGUACCGAGACCACACCUCCCAGCUGCUGAGGGUGGAGACCAGAGUCAACAUCAGCCAAUCCCUGAUGGAGCACCUGGAGACCCAACUGAACAGAGUUUCAGACUUGGAGGCUACAGGGAGCGCCACCAGCAGGCAGCUGGAGGAACUUCAGGAACUGACCAAAGCCCAGGAAGCUGAGCGGGUUGCCAUGGCAGCCAGAAUGAACGCUGGGGAGAGCCAGAGACAAGCGCUGGAGUCCAGGUUAGAGGCUGAGGAGGCCUCUUUGAAGACCAUGAAGACAGAGUACCGAGACCACACCUCCCAGCUGCUGAGGGUGGAGACCAGAGUCAACAUCAGCCAAUCCCUGAUGGAGCACCUGGAGACCCAACUGAACAGAGUUUCAGACUUGGAGGCUACAGGGAGCGCCACCAGCAGGCAGCUGGAGGAACUGCAACAUGACUUGUCCGUUGCUACGACGAGUCUUUCUGCCCAGGAAGCUGAGGGGGUUACCAUGGCAGCCAGAGUGACCGCUGGCGAGAGCCAGAGAAAAGCGCUGGAGGCCAGGUUAGAGGCUGAGGAGGCCGCUUUGAAUACCCUGAAGACAGAGAGCACAGGGUUGGAGGAAGGACUGAGAUCCACAAAGAUCCUCGUUGAAGAGCUGCACACCCAGAACAACAACCACACCUCCCAGCUGCUGAGGGUGGAGACCAGAGUCAACAUCAGCCAAUCCCUGAUGGAGCACCUGGAGACCCAACUGAACAGAGUUUCAGACUUGGAGGCUACAGGGAGCGCCACCAGCAGGCAGCUGGAGGAACUUCAGGAACUGACCAAAGCCCAGGAAGCUGAGCGGGUUGCCAUGGCAGCCAGAGUGACCGCUGGGGAGAGCCAGAGACAAGCGCUUGAGUCCAGGUUAGAGGCUGAGGAGGCCGCUUUGAAGACACUGAAGACAGAGAGCUCAGGGUUGGAGGAAGGACUGAGAUCCACACAGAUCCUUGUUGAAGAGCUGCACACCCAGAACAACAACCACACCUCCCAGCUGCUGAGGGCGGAGACCAGAGUCAACAUCAGCCAAUCCCUGAUGGAGCACCUGGAGACCCAACUGAACAGAGUUUCAGACUUGGAGGCUACAGGGAGCGCCACCAGCAGGCAGCUGGAGGAACUGCAGGAACUGACCAAAGCCCAGGAAGCUGAGCGGGUUGCCAUGGCAGCCAGAGUGACCACUGGGGAGAGCCAGAGAGAAGCGCUGGAGUCCAGGUUAGAGGCUGAAGAGGCCGCAUUGAAGAUCCUGAAGACAGAGAGCUCAGGGUUGGAGGAAGGACUGAGAUCCACACAGAUCCUCGUUGAGGAGCUGCACAUCCAGAACAACAACCACACCUCCCAGCUGCUGAGGGUGGAGACCAGAGUCAACAUCAGCCAAUCCCUGAUGGAGCACCUGGAGACCCAACUGAACAGAGUUUCAGACUUGGAGGCUACAGGGAGCGCCACCACUAGGCAGCUGGAGGAACUGCAACAUGGCUUGUCUGUUGCUACGACGAGUCUUUCUGCCCAGGAAGCUGAGGGGGUUACCAUGGCAGCCAGAGUGACCGCUGGCGAGAGCCAGAGAAAAGCGCUGGGGUCCAGGUUAGAGGCUGAGGAAGCCGCUUUGAAGACCCUGAAGACAGAGAGCUCAGGGUUGGAGGAAGGACUGAGAUCAACACAGAUCCUCGUUGAAAAGCUGCACACCCAGAACAGUGACCACACCUCCCAGCUGCUGAGGGUGGAGAUCAGAGUCAACAUCAGCCAAUCCCUUAUGGAGCACCUGGAGACCCAACUGAACAGAGUUUCAGACUUGGAGUCUACCGGGAGAGCCACCAGCAGGCAGCUGGAGGUACUGCAGGAACUGACCAAAGCCCAGGAAGCUGAGCGGGUUGCCAUGGCAGCCAGAGUGACCGCUGGGGAGAGCCAGAGACAAGCGCUGGAGUCCAGGUUAGAGGCUGAGGAGGCCGCUUUGAAGACCCUGAAGACAGAGAGCUCAGGGUUGGAGGAAGGACUGAGAUCCACACAGAUCCUUGUUGAAGAGCUGCACACCCAGAACAACAACCACACCUCCCAGCUGCUGAGGGUUGAGACCAGAGUCAACAUCAGCCAAUCCCUGAUGGAGCACCUGGAGACCCAACUGAACAGAGUUUCAGACUUGGAGGCUACAGGGAGCGCCACCAGCAGGCAGCUGGAGGAACUGCAGGAACUGACCAAAGCCCAGGAAGCUGAGCGGGUUGCCAUGGCAGCCAGAGUGACCACUGGGGAGAGCCAGAGAGAAGCGCUGGAGUCCAGGUUAGAGGCUGAAGAGGCCGCAUUGAAGAUCCUGAAGACAGAGAGCUCAGGGUGGGAGGAAGGACUGAGAUCCACACAGAUCCUCGUUGAGGAGCUGCACAUCCAGAACAACAACCACACCUCCCAGCUGCUGAGGGUGGAGACCAGAGUCAACAUCAGCCAAUCCCUGAUGGAGCACCUGGAGACCCAACUGAACAGAGUUUCAGACUUGGAGGCUACAGGGAGCGCCACCAGCAGGCAGCUGGAGGAACUGCAACAUGACUUGUCUGUUGCUACGACGAGUCUUUCUGCCCAGGAAGCUGAGGGGGUUACCAUGGCAGCCAGAGUGACCGCUGGCGAGAGCCAGAGAAAAGCGCUGGGGUCCAGGUUAGAGGCUGAGGAGGCCGCUUUGAAGACCCUGAAGACAGAGAGCUCAGGGUUGGAGGAAGGACUGAGAUCAACACAGAUCCUCGUUGAAAAGCUGCACACCCAGAACAGUGACCACACCUCCCAGCUGCUGAGGGUGGAGACCAGAGUCAACAUAAGCCAAUCCCUGAUGGAGCACCUGGAGACCCAACUGAACAGAGUUUCAGACUUGGAGGCUACAGGGAGCGCCACCAGCAGGCAGCUGGAGGUACUGCAGGAACUGACAAAAGCCCAGGAAGCUGAGCGGGUUGCCAUGGCAGCCAGAGUGACCGCUGGGGAGAGCCAGAGACAAGCGCUGGCGUCCAGGUUAGAGGCUGAGGAGGCCGCUUUGAAGACCCUGAAGACAGAGAGCUCAGGGUUGGAGGAAGGACUGAGAUCCACACAGAUCCUUGUUGAAGAGCUGCACACCCAGAACAACAACCACACCUCCCAGCUGCUGAGGGUGGAGACCAGAGUCAACAUCAGCCAAUCCCUGAUGGAGCACCUGGAGACCCAACUGAACAGAGUUUCAGACUUGGAGGCCACAGGGAGCGCCACCAGCAGGCAGCUGGAGGAACUGCAACAUGACUUGUCUGUUGCUACGACGAGUCUUUCUGCCCAGGAAGCUGAGGGGGUUACCAUGGCAGCCAGAGUGACCGCUGGGGAGAGCCAGAGAGAAGCUCUGGUGUCCAGGUUAGAGGCUAAGGAGGCCGCUUUGAAGACCCUGAAGACAGAGAGCUCAGGGUUGGAGGAAGGACUGAGAUCAACACAGAUCCUCGUUGAAAAGCUGCACACCCAGAACAACAACCACACCUCCCAGCUGCUGAGGUUGGAGACCAGAGUCAACAUCAGCCAAUCCCUGAUGGACCACCUGGAGACCCAACUGAACAGAGUUUCAGACUUGGAGGCCACAGGGAGCGCCACCAGCAGGCAGCUGGAUGAACUGCAGGAACGGACCAAAGUCCAGGAAGCUGAGCGGGUUGCCAUGGCAGCCAGAGUGACCGCUGGCGAGAACCUGAGAGAAGCACUGGAGUCCAGGUUGGAGGCUGAGGAGGACUCUUUGAAGACCCUGAAGACAGAGAGCUCAGGGUUGGAGGAAGGACUGAGAUCCACACAGAUCCUUGUUGAGGAGCUACACACCCAGAACAACGGUCACUCAACUGAACUGUCUACCCUGGAGGCCAGGAUGAACGCCAGCGAGAAUACAACAGCAAGUGUGGCUGAGAGGGCCGGGGUUCUGAGCCGGCUCUUGGCGGAGCUCCACGCCAACGCCUCAGUCAUGGAGAUCCAGACGGACAGAACCGAGCGGCGUUUGGACCAGUGGAUGAGUCAGAACCGAGAACGGCCCCGAGUGGCCUUCUCCGCCGGACUCAGCGACUCCGGAGCCAUCGGACCCUUCGGCAUGGAGACCACCCUGGUGUUCACCAAGACCCUCACCAACGUCGGCCAGGCCUACAACCAGACCACGGGCAUCUUCAGGGCUCCGUUGAGAGGCCUCUACUGCUUCCUGUUCACGGUGGCGGACUUCCUGAAGGGCUACCGGGGGGUAUACCUGUACCGGAACGAGGAGCGGGUUCUGUUCAGCCUGGAGCUCAACGGCCACGGCGGCUACGCUAGCAGCUCGGCCGCCACGCCCCUCCUCCUGGAGGCCGGGGAAACCGUCAGCCUCCGUCUCCCUGGGAGCUACCGUCUCUAUGACGACAACCGCAACUUCAGCCUCUUCUCAGGAUUCCUGCUCUUCCCUCUGUGAUCCAGAGAUCAAUAGACUGAAUGACUGAUCGAUCUAUAGAUUGACCCAUGAUCUAUAGAUCAAUAGACUGAUCGAUCUGUAGAUGGACCCAUGGUCUAUACAUCGAUAGACCGAUGGACCGAUCGAUCUAUAGCUCGACCCAUGGUUUAUAGAUCAAUAGACUGAAGGAAUGAUCAAUCUAUAGAUGGACCCAUGGUCUAUAGAUCCAUAGACUGAUGGACAGAUCGAUCUAUAGAUCGACCCAUGGUCUAUAGAUCAAUAGACUGAUCGAUCUAUAGAUAGAUUCGUGGUCUAUAGAUCGAUGCAUCAAUUGAUCAAUAGAGACCUUGCAAUCGAUCAAUCAAUAUGCAGAUCUAUGGAACCUGGACUCAAGAUGAAUGGUCAGAUGUAUCGAUUAGUGAUUGGUUUCUAAACAAGGUCAUCACGGUCUGAACAGGAAACAACUUUUUGCCUCAUCCAUCCAUUGUUAUAUAGCCCAUCAUUUUAGGCCUGAUAAAGUUCUGAUGAAGCCUGUUAUAGUCCUGAUAAAGUCCCGUUAUAGCCUGAUAAAGUCCUGUUAUAGAACAUAGUUAUGGUUAUAGCCAAUAGUUACGGUCAUGUUAUAGUCCAUAGUUACGUCAUGUUGUAAUUCAUAAUUAUGGACUGCACAUGUUAUGCGUCUCCAUGGUGAUACUGAUGGAGCCGGAGAAGCUCUUAAAACGUGUCACCAAAUCUUUUAUUGUCUUUCAGGGGAGAGGAGAACAAACAGUAGGAAGAAUACGUUUACGCCAGCAGUGCAAAGACAAGCAGUAAUUUAACCCAUUUAUAUACAUUUGGUCUUUAAAAACACAUUAUUAAGAUCUGUUUUAUUAAAAUCAAAGCGGUGUGACCCUUAACCCUUUACAAAAGCCAUCUGUUAGUCAUCUCUAACAGAGAAAUGGAGCGUCGUCUGCACUACAAAUCCGUUAUAUUAUAAAACACCAAUAGGGGGCGCCACUGACCAUGCAUGACGGCUCCGUGAUGGCCGUGGUUUGCUUAAACAACCUUAUUUAAAGUAUUAAUCUCAAAUGCAUGUUAAUAAAUGUCUGUUAAAAGACCGAAUGAGGUAACACCCAGCAGUGCUCUCUUGCCAGGCCAUUAUUAUAACUAAGAAUUAGUUCUUAAUUAAAGGUGCUAUAAAACAUGGACCCAGAGUGUUCAAAAUGAUUACUGCAGUGCAGCCCAAACGUACAACAGUGGAGAGUUGUCUCCGCCCAGACUCCAAGCUCAUGUUGGUUGCCAGGUUGAGGACACUGAACAAACAUGAGCAAAGAUGAGCCGAGCAAAACACAAUAUCUCUUUCGAUAAGCCCAGUUAUUCCAUUACGAUACUGAAAAGCGACAUCAAAUCCUUCUGGCUCUAAGCAGUCUCGUGUUUCUUUGUGUGUGUUUCUUUGUGUGUGUGAGCCGGCGUAGGGUUUUUUCCAGUGUCUGCUAGCGAUUAAACGGAAACUAAGGCCGAACAAAGCCAGAAAGAUCCAUCACUACAGACAAUGAAACUUAAGAAACAAGUGCAAAUCCAAAGCCAACCGAACCCAACUGGUGUAGUUAUUGAGGCGUGGCCAAGGGGCCAAUGCCAACUGAGACUUCAGAGGGCUCUCUGGGAGGCCAUGGAACUGAGGUCCAAAAACACCUGAAAUUACCACUUAUCGCCAUAGGGGUCGCCAAAAGGAACUAAACGGAAAUCUUCGAGAUCAUCAUAUUAAAUAGGACAUUAUUUAAAAUAGACAAGGUUAUUAAAAAAAAGUUAUUCAAAUAAGACUCAAAUAUUUAAGAAUGUACAGUGAUGGAAAAAGAGGAAUUUAAGUUCUAUCUUGUGCACAUAGGAGUCAUAAACCACGGGUCAUGUAAACGGGGUUAAGGGGGAAAAGUUCACCUGAUUUUGUUCAUGAUUAUUCACAGGCUCAGAACCAGGGUUCUGCAGGAAGACAACGUUAAGUUAACACUGUAAGGAAUAAAAUGUACCUGGUUAAACGCCCGAACAACGGAAUGCCUACUGUACAACAUGACCUCUGGUCAUUGGAUAAAUACAACUGGUGAUGGUGACUCUUACAGGAAGACGAGAGGUCGAGCUGGAUUAUUAAAUGCAGACUUGCAAAUCUAUCUUUGACAACAGCAGAGUACUUUUUUUUGGGUACCUUGUGUCGAUUUAGCGAUCAGUAGCCUUUUUUUUAAAAACCAGUUCAAGUUCCAGCUUGAACUCCAGUAGACUGCUGGUUGUCAUUCAAGGCACUGGUCCUAUGUAGCGCAUGGCUGUAGUGUCGACCUCGUAGUGUAGGUCAGGGUUCGUCAGCAAGCUAACA